CUCUGCAUUCUUGCUCAGGCAAUAUCACCACAGGGCUUGUCUACCUUGCACCUGUGUAAGUAAUAAACAUUCAAGAAUUUAUAGCCAUAAAUUGAUAUGUUUGGUUAAAUUGAUGUGCGGUGAUCUGGUCAGGAAGACAUUUUGGAGAAUUGUGGUGAAUAGAUCAACUGAAGAAUUUGAAAGUGCUCCUUAUAUGUUCAAGUUGCUAAAUGCUUAUUUUUGGGUCUACUAUGGAAUCAUCAAGCCUAAUAGCAUACUCGUUGCUACGGUUAACGGUUUUGGUGCUGUGUUGGAGAUCAUUUUUGUCUCCCUCUUUCUAAUUUUUGUACCUCCAAGACUGAGGGUCAAAACUGCGAUUCUAGCUGGGGUUUUAGAUGUGGUGUUUCCAGGAGCAGUAGUUGUGGCUGCACAAUUGUUGUUGAAAGAAGAGAAAAGAAUUGAUGUAGCUGGCUUCUUUUGUGUUUGCUUCAGUAUGGCUGCCUAUGGUUCACCUCUUUCAGCUAUGAAAACAGUGAUAACAAGCAAGAGUGUGGAGUACAUGCCAUUCCUUCUCUCAUUUUUCCUUUUCAUAAAUGGAGGAGUUUGGACUUUCUAUGCUAUAAUUACCAACGACUGGUUCAUUGGACUACCAAAUGGGACAGGAUUUGGCCUUGGGACAGCCCAAUUAAUUCUGUAUGCAAUAUAUUAUAAGAGACCUCAGCCAUGGAAGAAAAGUUCAAAUAAAUUGGAGGAAGAAUGUCUUAUCCCUGAAAAUCAGCGGAUUACUGCAAAAGAUUGAAGGUUAGAGGCACAAUUUCAAUUAAUAACUGUAGAAGACUGCAAUCGGGAGUUGAUUUGCUAGAUGUUUCAUCUCAGAGAUUCCCUGCCUUGAUCAAUUAAGAGAGUCCUGUUUAAUUUUUCAUUUUCAAAAACCUUUAUUUCAUUGAUGUGCUCUUACAAUGAAAAUGAAAUGUAAUUUCUAUAAUUAGGUUCUAUUUU
Molecule: messenger RNA, 978 nt
Organism: Jatropha curcas
Lineage: Eukaryota; Viridiplantae; Streptophyta; Magnoliopsida; Malpighiales; Euphorbiaceae
Source: RefSeq, a predicted model, not a curated record